AUGGUGGAGAUCAAGGAUAUCCUAGAAAGUUUUAAGAACGAGCAAAAAACCAAGUUUGACAAACUUGAAAAAAUUUUUUUAGCCGUGGACGAUAUAAAAAAACAAAAUGGUGAAAUACAGAAUUCCGUGGAUUUUCUAUCACAAAAAUAUGACUGUAUUGUCACUCAAAUAGGAAAAUUGGAAUCUGAGAAACAGUCCAAUCUGCAAUACCUUCAGCUUCUAGAGGAUAGGCUGGAUAACUACGAAAGACUCUCUAGAGCAACAUGCAUUGAAAUCAGGAAUAUUCCGACUGUCAAAUCGGAAACAAAAGACAGUCUUCUUAACACCAUCAUAGCGACUGGUAAAAUUCUAAAUAUGUCCAUCCAGCCAAAUGAAAUCAAGGAUGUAUUCCGCUUUAACUCUCGUGACCCGGCAUAUAAGACUGUGCUUGUAGAUUUUAACAGCGUACUUACAAAAGAGAGAGUCAUUCGUAUGUACAGAAAAACAAGUAAAGAAAAUAAUCGCCCUACUACAGAAAAACUAAGACUGACUGGACCUCCUAAACCAAUUUUUAUUUCUGAAAGCUUAUCAUCCAAGGCAAAAAGGCUGUUCUUCUUUACCAAGGACUUUGCUAACUCAAAUCAGUACACUUACUGUUGGACAUCAAGCGGUAAAAUAUAG
Pararge aegeria (speckled wood butterfly) is the source of this 660-nucleotide messenger RNA. RefSeq lists its product as uncharacterized. Lineage: Eukaryota; Metazoa; Arthropoda; Insecta; Lepidoptera; Nymphalidae. The record is from RefSeq and is a predicted model, not a curated record. The transcript has a single exon. The coding region runs from base 1 to 660 and encodes 219 amino acids.